AGUUCGAGCUGGGCAACUGAACUGAGCAAUGCCAGCAGAGCAGUCGCUCCUCUUUCCUCAUUCUUUGCUGUCGCAGUUGCCGUCGCUGCAUAGGUCGACGCCGCUGCCGCCGCACUGAUAACCGGGCAGGCGGUCAGCUAUGAUUGCAGAUUACCGCUGGACGGAGCCGGCGCCGACUGCGCUGUCGAGAAAUCAAGAAAUCGGGAUCCCUUGUUUACUACGUAGCAGCUUUGUGCGUACCCGCGAGACAAAGUGCAAAGCAAAUCGUCAAAACAAUGAAUCCACUCGGAGCAUUAUAUAAGAUGUACCAAACCUCCAGCUGCUCGUUCCGCUCCAGCUUCGUCUGCGCAUCAUUAUUAUUGAAUCAGAAUGGAUUCGUUAAGGAGGAGGCUCAGAAACGGAGGCUUUAUAGAUUUCCUUUAAAAAGGUCUCCCGUAAGCCGCCCUCGACAGAUGUUUGCUCGUGCCGGUUAUUAUCGGCUAGUGCCCACUACCCUUCGACCGCUUACAGGAAUCUUAUCACCCGAGUGAGCUGCCUUAUCAACCCGGUUGCCAGGCAGUAAAGUGCCAAACAAUUCACAAACACAAUCGAAUAUCAGAACACCAGUACACUGUAGUGAAGCCAAACAGUUGGGAGAGUGCUCAAAACCCUUUGGAACUCUUGAAAUCUUAAUGGAACUCUGAUCGUUGGCCAUGCAGUUGGACGACAUUCUGCAUAGGAUUACGAUUGUCGUCGCAGCGGCGCUGAUAAUUGGCGGCAUUGUGGUGGCCUGUGAAUUUACCGUGCUGAUUGAUGCGGUCGUGGACCGAAUGGUGGCCCUGCGUCCCGGCGCCAAGACCUUCGGAUGGUGGGCCAAGCCCCCAGUGGAGCCCAGAAUUAGUCUGUACAUCUACAACGUAACCAAUGCGGACGACUUCCUCAGCAACGGCUCCAAGGCCAUUGUCGAUGAGGUGGGACCCUACGUUUACAGCGAGACCUGGGAGAAGGUGAACAUCGUAGAGAAUGACAAUGGCACGCUGAGCUACAAUCUUCGCAAGAUCUACUCGUUCCGCGAAGAUCUGUCGGUGGGGCCCGAAGACGACGUGGUUAUUGUACCCAACAUUCCCAUGUUGAGCGCCACCUCGCAGAGUAAGCACGCGGCCCGAUUCUUGCGUCUAGCCAUGGCCAGUAUCAUGGACAUACUGAAGAUCAAGCCAUUCGUUCAGGUGUCCGUGGGUCAGUUGCUUUGGGGCUACGAGGAUCCUCUGCUCAAGCUAGCGAAGGAUGUCGUUCCCAAGGAGCAAAAGCUGCCCUACGAGGAGUUUGGCCUGCUGUAUGGCAAGAACGGCACCUCCUCCGACCGAGUAACUGUGAACACAGGUGUCGAUGACAUUAGGAGAUACGGCAUCAUUGACAACUUCAACGGUCGCACCCAUUUACCCCAUUGGACCACCGACGCAUGCAAUACUUUGGCCGGAACCGAUGGCUCCAUCUUCCCCCCACACAUUGACCACGAUCGCAUCCUGCAUGUUUACGACAAAGAUCUUUGCCGGCUCCUGCCCUUGGUGUUUGAGAAAGAAGUAAUGACUUCAAACGAGGUGCCUGGAUACCGGUUCACCCCACCAGAGUGGGUUUUCGCCGAUGUGGACAGCCACCCGGACAACAUGUGCUUCUGUCCCGCGGGCAAGCCGUCAUGCUCCCCCAACGGACUUUUCAACGUGUCGUUGUGUCAAUACGACUCUCCCAUCAUGCUAAGCUUCCCUCAUUUCUACCUGGCCGAUGAAAGCCUGAGGACGCAAGUAGAAGGUAUUUCGCCACCUAUGAAAGAGAAGCAUCAGUUUUUCUUCGACGUUCAGCCUAAAAUGGGAACUACCUUGAGAGUACGCGCCCGUAUCCAGAUCAAUUUGGCCGUUAGCCAAGUGUUUGACAUCAAGCAGGUAGCCAACUUCCCGGACAUCAUCUUUCCCAUCCUUUGGUUCGAGGAGGGCAUCGACAACCUUCCCGACGAGGUCACCGACCUGAUGCGCUUUGCGGAGCAAGUGCCACCUAAGAUCCGCGUGGCGCUAAUCGUCGGUCUAUGCGCGCUUGGUGUGAUCCUACUACUGCUUUCGACCUUCUGCCUGAUCCGCAACUCGCACCGGCAAAGCACCCUGCACUUGGAGGGGUCCAACUAUCUGGCCACCGCCCAGGUGGACAUGAACAAGAAGCAGAACAAGGAUAACCAACCCGCCAGAUACUAGGCGCUCUAGUCGGUGUCUGGUCGCAGUACGAGUGUCUUCGGGUGACUUCGUAAUAGUAUAAGCCGUAGCUAGUAACUGGGACCUGCCCACUUCCACUUCCACCCCCAAUCCCUAUAACGAUACCCAAUCCGACCUCCCUAUGUUAAUCCCAUUCCCCGCGGAGGAAUGUGCUUCUAUGUAGUUUAAAAGAAAUGGAGCUGGGAAGACUUGUAUGUAUUUGUAUGUGUAUCUGUAUCUAUUGUAUUGUAUGUAGGUUAUCUGUGUAAGUAAGCGUUAUAAAAAUUUUGAAGUGUAGUCUAACGAAACAGUCGUGAUCGCUUAAAGGCUCAAAGCUUCGACUUAGACAAUAUUUGUUAUACCAAAACAGCAAUCGAUCCUGUUCUUGCUUUCUUAAACCCUCUUGAAAUGAAAUUGUAUGUACAAUCAAGUCACAAAACUCGAAACGUUUCUCAAAUAAAACAAAAUUCCGUCCUCG
This is a messenger RNA of Drosophila melanogaster (fruit fly), 2694 nucleotides long. It is a transcript of the gene emp, whose product is annotated as epithelial membrane protein. Gene Ontology annotation, cellular component: plasma membrane; lysosome; membrane. Gene Ontology annotation, biological process: vesicle-mediated transport. Lineage: Eukaryota; Metazoa; Arthropoda; Insecta; Diptera; Drosophilidae. The coding region runs from base 693 to 2219 and encodes 508 amino acids. Gene Ontology annotation, molecular function: scavenger receptor activity. The record is from RefSeq and is marked reviewed. The transcript has 7 exons.